AUGACGUCUAACAACGGUGACAUGACUAAUUCAUGGACGUCUUCCGUCUCUGAGAAGGGCGAAUACGUCAGAAAAACAACAACUUUUCGUAAGACCGUCACAGCGGAUGGUUCAAGUGGUUUCAAAGCGGAAGCUGAUCGUUAUCAUCUGUACGUCUCAUUAGCAUGUCCAUGGGCACACCGUACUCUGAUUGGUCGUAAAUUAAAAGGAUUGGAGGAAGUGCUGCCAUAUACGGUUGUUGAUUGGUUGCUUGGCCCAGGUGGUUGGAACUUCACUGAUAAGAAACCUAAAUGUUCCCUGGACACUGUGAACAAUGCAAAAUUUUUGAAAGAAAUUUACAAGAAAGCUGAUGCAGAUUAUGAAGGUAAUAUUACAGUACCUGUGUUGUGGGACAAGAAGACGUCAACUAUUGUAAACAAUGAAUCAGCUGAAAUAUUAAGAAUGCUCAACACUGAAUUUAAUGAGUUCUGUGCAACAGAUAAGCAGAAAAAAAUUGACUUCUAUCCCAAAGACUUGCAGGGGAAGAUUGAUGAAUUGAAUGACUGGAUUUUCCCUAAAAUCAACAAUGGCGUUUAUCGUGCUGGAUUUGCUACAAAACAGGCAGCGUAUGACACUGCUGUACAUGAACUAUUUGAAGCUUUAGACAAGGUUGAGGAUAUUUUAUCUAAGAAUCGUUACUUGACUGGAGAUCAACUGACUGAGGCUGAUAUCCGUCUUUUCACUACAUUGGUGAGAUUUGAUACAGUAUAUGUAGGGCAUUUCAAGUGUAACAAGAAGCGAAUCUUAGAUUAUCCAAAUAUGUGGGGUUUUGUUCGUGAUAUUUAUCAGACAGGUUGUAUAGCAGAGACUGUGGACCAAGAACAUAUACAAAACCACUAUCAGCAAAGCCACAAGAGCAUUAAUCCUAGUGGUAUAGUUGCUAUUGGUCCUGACCUUGACUUUGAUGCUCCACAUGGCCUUGGAAAAUAACACCAAAUACAAGUUUUUCAUAUUUAGGUGCUUCUCUUCAAGGAAAUAUUUUUAAAAUAAACAGGUCUAUUUUGCUACUGGGUGUCUAUUAACCAAUUGUUAUACCGGUAUAUGUAUUAAACAAUGCCUUUGUACAUGUAACCAUAGAUUCUUUACUGUAAGGUAUAUGAUGCAACAUACAAUUGUGACUACU
Messenger RNA from Saccoglossus kowalevskii, 1162 nucleotides. RefSeq lists its product as uncharacterized. Lineage: Eukaryota; Metazoa; Hemichordata; Enteropneusta; Harrimaniidae. Gene Ontology annotation, molecular function: glutathione transferase activity. Gene Ontology annotation, cellular component: cytoplasm. The record is from RefSeq and is a predicted model, not a curated record.